This is a messenger RNA of Triplophysa rosa, 8055 nucleotides long. It is a transcript of the gene slc16a2, whose product is annotated as solute carrier family 16 member 2. Gene Ontology annotation, biological process: transmembrane transport. Gene Ontology annotation, molecular function: thyroid hormone transmembrane transporter activity; monocarboxylic acid transmembrane transporter activity. Bases 1074 to 2684 code for a protein of 536 amino acids. The transcript has 7 exons. NCBI's taxonomy places the organism in Eukaryota, Metazoa, Chordata, Actinopteri, Cypriniformes, Nemacheilidae. The record is from RefSeq and is a predicted model, not a curated record.
AAGGGUAGUCAUUAUUAUAAUAUAUCUAUACUACAGUAAACUAGUUAGUAGUAAAUAUUAAAGUGUAAGCUAUGCUGCAUCUGAGGGCACCGCACAUCACAGUAUGAUGAGAUGAGUGAAUGUGACAUUGGAGAUAUUACUAUAGGUACUGUACAGGGACGCGCGUCACGGAUCCUCCCCCUCCAUACCAUAAUAACCCAUCAUGGCGACCCAAACACGAGCCAUACGCGACCGUACGCACCGAUUCACGAGAUCCGAACUGACUGCGUCGUUCUGGAUAAAGAUCGAGACGUUGCUCGUGAACCAUCAACAACCUGGACCCGUCUGAUUUGUGCCACAUUGAUGUUUUGCGCGCUUGCCAAACGCCGCAACCUUCGGGAAACCAAACACACGCACACCGAUCACCGAACCGACUCUCGCGUCAUCUAUACCGUUCUCGGCGCGCUUCCUCGUUUUAAAGCAAUUACGGGGCGGGACGGGGAAUGGUGAGAUAGGGGCUGAUCUCCGGUUUCCGUAAUCCUGCGCCGGUGGAAUUUCAAUCCGCUCCCUCUGCGGGCGGCAAGGAGGCGGACCCGUUCAGUGAAGAUUGUUUACUGGAAGUGUGUCAUUGUUUCGCGGAAUGUUUAGAAUGUUAAAGUGUUACACCAUCCGAAUGAACGUUGUUGUUUGGAACGUAUUAAUGUAACGUUGUUGCACCGCAGAAGUGCGCGCGGGGCAGCCCACCGGGAUCCGUCGUGAAUGUUCCACAAAUGAGACAUAGGAGGAGUCGGUGCACGUUUGGCUCCAGAUAAAGAGAUGUGAAGCGAGCUUUGGGCAGGACAGGACGUUUGCUGGAAGUCGUGUCGCUUAUGAAGAGCGAUCUCUCACAACACGAUUUGCGUUUUAUCGAUCGGAUUAUGACUGAUCAUCCGCGCAAAGCUCCGUCCACGCGCGUCGAGAGAUUGUUUUGUGUUCGGCUUUUACUUUCGCAUCUCUGAUCAACUCUACUACACAUUUUUUUCGGUUUUCAUCUAUACUCACGCAUGUGAUCAAAUAGUUUCUUAACAAAUACACUCGCAUCCGCUUCAUCAAGGAUGCACCCGGAAAGCCAUGAUAACAGUCCAGAAGGAGGCAGUGGGACCCCCGGUCCGGAGGUAUCGACCCCUGAACCCCAGACCGGACACGACGAACAGCCCGCUUCGUCUGCAAUGGAGCAAAACCCAGAGAACAAAGAGGAAUGCGAGGAAUCGGAGCAGAAUAUUGUCCCGGAGGACAGCACGGUUCAGCUGAUACAGACGCCGCCCGGCGCACACCCGGGACGCGGUUUCGUGCCGCCCGAGGGAGGAUUCGGCUGGGUGGUGGUGUUCGCCGCUACUUGGUGCAACGGCUCGAUAUUCGGCAUACAGAACUCGUUUGGUAUUCUGCACACGAUGCUGGUGAAAGACCACGAGGAUCUCGCGGACCACACGUCACAGUUUAAAGUGGCAUGGGUCGGAGCUCUGGCGAUGGGGAUGAUAUUUUUCUGCUCUCCUGUGGUCAGUAUGUUUACUGAUCAUUUCGGCUGCCGGAAGACGGCGGUCUGCGGAGCGUUCGUGGCUUUUAUUGGUCUGCUUACCAGCUCCUUUGCAACCACGCUGGCUCUUCGCUACUUCACAUAUGGAAUACUGUUCGGCUGCGGAUCCUCGUUCGCUUUUCAGCCGUCUCUGGUGAUACUGGGGCAUUAUUUCCGGAAAAGGCUGGGCCUGGCCAAUGGCGUCGUGACGGCGGGCAGCAGCCUCUUCUCGAUGGGGCUUCCAGUGCUCCUGAAGGAAGUGGUGGGACCGCUGGGUCUCUCCAGAACCUUCCAGACCCUCAGCCUCUUCAUGCUGGUCCAGACGCUGCUGGCCCUCACCUUCCGUCCGCUCAUGCCCAGCGGGAUGUGUCCGAUGCCAGGCAUGGGGAUGGAGGGAGGUCCCGCGCCCGGCUCGGAGUCGGCGAGCAGGUGGCAAAAGGGCCUGGCGAAAAUGAGGAAGUACUUUAACGUCCGAGUGUUCAGCGUGCUGGCCUAUCGGCUGUGGGCGUUCGGCGUCGCCACGGCCGUGCUGGGAUACUUUGUGCCGUACGUACACCUGAUUAAUUUUGUGCGGGAGAAGUUUGGAGACACUCAGAAGGAGUGGAUUCUGCUGGUGUGUAUUGGAGCUUCAUCUGGGGUCGGCCGACUGCUUUUUGGGAAAAUUGGAGACCUCAUACCCGGAGCAAAGAAAAUCUACAUGCAGGUGGCGUCGUUCAUAAUUCUGGGCGUGAUGUCCAUGAUGAUUCCUCAGUGUGCGGUGUUUGAAGGUCUGGUUGUGGUUCUUGUGUUGAUGGGACUUUGCGAUGGCUGUUUCAUCACUAUCAUGGCCCCCAUCGCCUUCGAGUUGGUCGGGCCCAUGCAGGCGUCUCAAGCCAUCGGCUACCUCCUGGGUCUCAUGGCCUUACCCAUGACGGCCGGACCACCCAUUGCAGGCAUCCUCCGCGAUCAUUUUGGGACCUAUCACGUGGCGUUUUAUCUGGCCGGCGUUCCUCCGGUGGUCGGGGGCAUCGUGAUGUUUUUCGUGCCUCUGGUUCACCAGCGCUCGCAGAGACGCCGUGAAGAGACGAAUGACCCGAGCAUGGACAAGAUGCUGAAGAGCUGCUCUAAUGGAGACAUGCUGCCGGGAUACACAGACAUGGAGACACACAUAUGAACAGCACAGACACAAAGGGAUUCAUCUUACCAGCACCUGUGGUGUUUAUGUGUGCGUACGCAUGUGUUUGCUUGGCUCUAAUCGAACCCAAGGUCUCAAGACCUUCCCUGAGAAAGACCAUCAGAGAACUCAAAGAUCCUCCACACUGCCGUUCCUCUCCGUCCGCUCGCCUUUUGGACAUCUUACAAUCUCAUAAAGUAGGAAGACGAUGUUAUCUUGUGUAGCGCAAGAGCGAGAGCUGCCAUAAAUUCUGGACAGAGAAUACUUCAACGCCUUUAAAAAGGAAACAAAACCUUCGAUAUUUUGCGGCGAGAGAAGAGGACGCUCGAUGGAUCUUUCUUUCCAUUUAUUUUGUGCUAGAUAUGCAAAUCAGAUUCGUAUGCUUUAGAUGUUUUCAUACGAUUCUUCCCUCCAUAGCUUGAAUUUGAUUUCACGCAAACUUUUGUAAGACAAAAGCGUCUUUCUCUGUGCGCUUUCUGCUCUCGACUUCGAUAACCUCAGCCACGUUUUUCUUAUCGUAACGUGUCGCAGCUGCGUAUGGCUUAUGUCGAAAUGAGAAGGAAAUGAGGAAUCAUUUCUUAUGUUUUUUUAAAAUGCUGAUCUUAUAUCCGUAUCUGUUUUAAAAAUUAGCUAUGCAGCAAGCAGUUCACAAACCGUGCCAUGACCGAGACUUCAGAUUCAUCUGGGUCUUAUUUCACCCACAAAAACAAAGAAAAGUAGAUUCUCAUAAAUGAAAUGGGCCAUUAAAAUAAGUUUUGCUUUGUGACUUUUUAUGACAAUUUAACACAUUACUGUAAAACAUCUAUUUCUCAUUACACUAACACAGUAAUAAAUCAUUUAAAAAAUAUUUUUUAACUUUGAAUUAGCAUAAAACUAACAAAUAAAUAUAGUACAAAAACACCUUAAUAUUCAUAGGGGCGAUUUCCCGGACAAGGAUUAGGUUAAGCCAGCACUAGGCCUUAUUUAAAUAAGGACAUUUAAGCAGUUUUUACAAUCCUGCCUUACAAAAACCAUUACUGAUGUGCAUUUUGAGACAAAACAAUGACGCUGAUGUAUUUUAAGAUAUGUCAGAGCAAGCUGUUUUCAGUUUAGCACAUUUAUUUUAGUCUUGGACGAGCCUAAACCCUGUACGGGAAACAGCCCCAUUAUGUUUACCAUACAUUUGACAUUUUUUUAUUGUUUCCUAUAAUUGUCUUGAAAAUGUCACAAUGCAAGUGUGUACUUAUUCAAUUUAUGAUUUCUUUUUGCUGAGAAUUUUAAAGGAGAGAUUUGACCUGAACAUUUACCCGCAGAGCUAAGGGUAUAUUUUUUCAUCUAUAUACUGUAAGUGUGUAUUUUUUCCUCAAUUCUUUUUAUUUGGUUAUGUUUGUUUGUUGCAUCUUAGAAAAAGUUUGUUUCACGUUUGUUUAUGAUGUAAAACACUUGGCAUUUGGAUUUGAGCUGAAUGGACUCUUGAAAAGACAAUCAAAGUGUGAUGAAACUAUGAAACAUGACUGUAUAAUAAUGUUCUGGUUUAUAGAAACAAUAUUGUAGUAUUGCACAGAGUGGGUUGAGAUGAUGAUUAUUAAUCAGUUACUGUGUGAGAAAAGCAUCUUUUUUUUAUCAUUUAGAUUUUGUGUUUUUGUAUUUGUCAUUAACAACACAAUGUCCAGCGUGACACCGGUCAGUAGCUUUUCUGUGAGACUUAACAAAUGCUUUACAAACUAUUGAACUGCCGACAUAGACAGCAUUUGAAGGCAUUGUUCUGCUUUACAAAUCUUGCUUUUUAGUUUUUUGCAGUAUUGCAUCUUUAGCUUAGCAACUCAAACCAAUUGGAAUCUGUUACACAAGUUUAUUUUUUGUGCCGUGUUCUCAGAUGAUGACAGUGGACGUGAGAAUCUGCGAGAACAGAACUGUAGUCUCUUUUGCACGGAUGCUGCGCUUUCAUCUGCUUGUUUGUCAAUUCCCAGAAACCCUUUCACCUCCCGUCGUUGUCUGUGUUGUCAUGGAGACGUGUCCAUUAGAGCUGGUUCUGGUACAUUCUCUGCCUCAGAACUCAUUAGAUGCUCUUAGGUCAGCUGUGUUUAUAAAACAAAACAACAGAGAUGGUCACGAUUUUAACCAAACUGCCUCAAUCUACAUUGUCCUUCAGGUCUAACCAGGAAUUUACGCUGAAAUAACAGAGGGAAUCUCAUGGAAACUUGUCACUUUUUUGCAUUGAGCAUUACUCCAAAAACGGUCAUUUGUAACAAAUACCCUACAUAACAAUGUAUAAAUGCAUCAUUAUUAUUUUGCGUGAGGGUAAUGAGAAUAGGGUGAGAUUUGUUAGUGCUAAUUUAAUUUCUUUGGAUAUUUGUGUGAAACGUGACCUGCUUUCAUGAGAUUCUUCCAACUAGACCAUAAGGGCACCUCUUCACAUGACAGUACUGAGUAAACAUGACUCAUCAUGCGUGUUUGAGUUUUUGUUACAGAUAACAUGAUUAAAUGAUUGUCUUUAUUGGAAAAAGACGAAAUCAUGCAUACCUCAGAAGUCUACAGUACUUUAUGGUGUCACUCUGAUACCCUUUCAACUCUGGUGCACUUAGUUCAGUUGCCUGAAAUGAUUCAUCUUUUCUGAAUUGUAUGUGCUGAUUCAUUGUGUGUGAUUCAUUGAGUGUGAUUCGUUGAGUGUGAUUCGUUGAGUGUGAUUUGUAUGUGCUGAUUCAUUGUGUGUGAUUCAUUGAGUGUGAUUCGUUGAGUGUGAUUCGUUGAGUGUGAUUUGUAUGUGCUGAUUCAUUGAGUGCGAUUCGUUGAGUGUGAGUUGUAUGUGCUGAUUCAUUGAGUGUGAUUCACUGAGUGUGAUUCAUUGAGUGUGAUUUGUAUGUGCUGAUUCAUUGAGUGUGAUUUGUAUGUGCUGAUUCACUGAGUGUGAUUCAUUGAGUGUGAUUCGUUGAGUGUGAUUUAUAUGUGCUGAUCCAUUGAGUGUGAUUUGUAUGUGCUGAUUCAUUGAGUGCGAUUCGUUGAGUGUGAGUUGUAUGUGCUGAUUCAUUGAGUGUGAUUCACUGAGUGUGAUUCAUUGAGUGUGAUUUGUAUGUGCUGAUUCAUUGAGUGUGAUUCAUUGAGUGUGAUUUAUAUGUGCUGAUUCAUUGAGUGUGAUUUGUAUGUGCUGAUUCAUUGAGUGUGAUUUAUUGAGUGUGAUUCGUUGAGUGUGAUUUGUAUGUGCUGAUUCAUUGAGUGUGAUUCAUUGAGUGUGAUUCAUUGAGUGUGAUUCAUUGAGUGUGAUUUAUAUGUGCUGAUUCAUUGAGUGUGAUUCACUGAGUGUGAUUCGUUGAGUGUGAUUUGUAUGUGCUGAUUCACUGAGUGUGAUUCACUGAGUGUGAUUCACUGAGUGUGAUUUGUAUGUGCUGAUUCACUGAGUGUGAUUCAUUGAGUGUGAUUUGUAUGUGCUGAUUCAUUGAGUGUGAUUCAUUGAGUGUGAUUCAUUGAGUGUGAUUCAUUGAGUGUGAUUUAUAUGUGCUGAUUCAUUGAGUGUGAUUCACUGAGUGUGAUUCGUUGAGUGUGAUUUGUAUGUGCUGAUUCAUUGAGUGUGAUUCAUUGAGUGUGAUUCAUUGAGUGUGAUUUAUAUGUGCUGAUUCAUUGAGUGUGAUUCAUUGAGUGUGAUUUGUUGAGUGUGAUUUGUAUGUGCUGAUUCAUUGAGUGUGAUUCAUUGAGUGUGAUUCAUUGAGUGUGAUUCAUUGAGUGUGAUUUAUAUGUGCUGAUUCAUUGAGUGUGAUUCACUGAGUGUGAUUCGUUGAGUGUGAUUUGUAUGUGCUGAUUCAUUGAGUGUGAUUCACUGAGUGUGAUUCACUGAGUGUGAUUCGUUGAGUGUGAUUUGUAUGUGCUGAUUCAUUGAGUGUGAUUCACUGAGUGUGAUUUGUAUGUGCUGAUUCAUUUGAGUGCGAGUCAUGUUGAGUCAGAGUCAGGCCCUAAACACAGAUUGUGUGCUGUUUAGUCUAAUCUUUGGGUCGUUCGAAUAAUGAUCCAUCUUUCAAGAUUUCCUCUGUGCCAUUUUUGACCGACUUUUCUUUUAUAUGUGUGAAAGGCAGACAGAAUGAAGGGCAAAUUGUGUGUUUUCGCCACCGUAGACUUUCAGAAACUCAGGGAGUGCAGACGUUUUUCUUUUGUCAUCAUUGACCUGUUUUACAUCAUGCUGGUUUCAUAGAUAUAGAAGAUAGUUACAAACACAUAUUUGUACAGAUAAUGGCAUUUGAGCCUGACAUUUUGACAGUGAGUUGAAAAUCCCAUUUUGUAAGUUCUUGAAUCCUGAAAACAUUUCAAGAUCACAUUUCACCCCAAAGCACAAGAGUAAGAAUUUACAUUUACCAAAAAUAAACAAAAAGACCAACUCUUGUUACUGUGAUGCAUCCAGAUGGGGUGAAAUGUGUUCUUGAUAGGUUUCGAGAGAGUCACCCGCUCAGUUUUUUCAGGUGCUCUUGUUGUCAUGGAUACAGAGUACUGGUGUAAAUGGCUCGUGCCAUGUAAGUCUUCCAUUCCAUUUCCCCCCAGUUUCAGCCAAAAUUGCAUGUGUGGUGUGUGGUAAAUGACUCUUCUGCUCGCUCAGGUUUCGGUUUGAUCCUUUACUCUGUGUGUGAACAUUAAAUGUAAUGAUGUCACCUGGUCAGCCUUUAGCCACACCCACUGUUUCCCUUUUGAUGCAGUGUUUCUUCAAGGCCAGAUUAUUGUUAGACUUUAUUUUAGUUAAUGCAAAGUAUCCUAUAAGAGUGCAGUAACCUUUAUUUUUCGACGGACGUUCACACACACAGAUAUAUUUAGCUUGGCUUUGACUUUCAGAUCAAUAUCUCAGACUGAUCUCAGCUCUUUCUGAUGUGCCUGCACACAAAACACUUGUAAAUAGAGCAAAGUACAUUCACACGAAGCUUCUCGAUUAUACAGUUUACAGUCUUCAACACAACAGAAAGUGUACUUACAUGGAAGUACAUUAUGCAUAAUCAAAGAUAAAGCAGAAUUAACCUCCAGGGGAUGGGGAUGAAGUGAACCUUUACUUUGGAGCGUCUGUCUCACCUGGUGCUCGUGUUACUAUGGCGAUACUUCACAUAUGCUAUAAAGCCUGUGUGUAGUUUAUAUACAGGCCACGGGGCUUCGAAAACCUCCAGAAGCGGUCAGUAAAAUACAGCAGGCUGAAUGAAAGGGUCUGUGUUUCUAGAUUUCUCUUUAUCUUGAUUUCUCUUUACACAACUGUAGCACUUGUUUUCUAAACCUCAAUCAUCAUGAAAUAUUAGCUGUUCAAAAGGAUUGUUGAGGCUAAGCUGCUAGAAAUGUGUAAUCCUGUGUUUGUGUAAAAAGUAUUUUUUGAUCCUGUUAAAUUUUUGUUUUGUUUUGUAUUCAACCACCAAUAAACAUACUAUACACCAAA